Messenger RNA from Varroa destructor (honeybee mite), 2388 nucleotides. It is a transcript of the gene Zip102B, whose product is annotated as Zinc/iron regulated transporter-related protein 102B. Gene Ontology annotation, cellular component: membrane. The record is from RefSeq and is a predicted model, not a curated record. Lineage: Eukaryota; Metazoa; Arthropoda; Arachnida; Mesostigmata; Varroidae. Gene Ontology annotation, molecular function: metal ion transmembrane transporter activity. Gene Ontology annotation, biological process: zinc ion transport; transmembrane transport.
CUUGUUGUCGGCACCUAUUUUUUUUUAUUGAAAUAGUCGAACAACCAAGUAGUCAAAAGUUAUAAACAAGUUUCUUCUUUUUUGUAGUUCUCAAUAAACAUGUGUCAUGGCUCUUCAUAUUAUGCAGGACCUUGUUGUAUAGUUCUCUAGUCAGCAUUAGAGCAGUGUGUUUUGAUGCUUCUCGCACAGCAAGUUAUUCGCCGGAAAAUCGGGCUGCUCUUACUAGACGUGGAUGUCAGCUGUCUGGCGGUCGAUCAUUUGCUGCAGGGAUCGGUGACCAAUUUGUGUUGCGCUAAGUAUAUUCAAACCACUGCGUUCGUAGAUGGGACUGUGAAUCCUUAUGUACACUAAUGCUACUUUGUAUGUAAUCUAUUUCGUAACGCGUCUUGCUUACACUGUCACCGAAAAUCUGACUCUGAGCGGAUCUAAUCAUCUGCGGUUGGAAACGUCGGGCUCCAGAUAGUGCCAGUACGUAGUUCAUACACAGACGUUAACAUGCUGCUUUCUCAGCUUUCAGAUGCAAGAGUAAGCCGCCAAAGGACGUCCGGCCUCACUUCUCCAACCAACCCGGCUAGCAAGAAUGCAUUUGCCUUUAACAAAAACUACAAUUCAGCUUACCCCUUUAGCGGCUAACAAUCAGCCAUAGAGUAACCGCUGCCCACAAACAGAUUUAGCAAAUUUCGAAGUGCGGUACAAAGGAGUGCAUGCCAUCUGCUCGACGUUACAGCCAUCGGCUGCACAAGCCUGCUUAUCCCUUCGAAGACGUUGCGAGACUUCGUCGGGAAUUUUUAGGAGGUCCUUUUCGAGGGCUUCUUGAAAACAAUUGCGAUGGGCGACGGAUGGGCCUUGUUUGUCCUAUCGAGCUCCAUGUUCGUUGGGUGCUACCUCAGCGGAUUGAUACCCGUGUCAAUGAAGUUGUCAGAAGACAAGAUCAAUGUCGUAUCAAUUCUUGGAGCAGGUUUGCUGGUCGGAACCGCGCUAACCGUCAUCAUACCUGAAGGCGUAUCAACGCUGUAUUUGUCUCGUCUGGAAAAAGCGCAUACCGACCACCAUCAGGAAGUGGCUACUGAAGCUAGGCAUUCAGGGCAUCACCAUGAAGCACAUCAUUUCGAUGAUCCUCACUCACUUAUUGGAAUCACACUUGUGAUAGGUUUCGUGUUUAUGCUAUUAGUAGACCAGUGCAGUAAAAGAGGCAAGAGUUCCGAGGAGUUACUACCAACGGGACCGAAUAAAACAGGCGCUAUCAGCAUUUGGAAAACACGCCCGGCAACGGCAACGCUUGGACUCGUAGUUCACGCAGCAGCUGACGGAAUUGCCUUAGGAGCGGCUGCAACAACAACGCGUGCAGAAAUUGAGAUGAUUGUUUUCCUUGCCAUCAUGUUGCACAAGGCGCCCGCUGCCUUCGCUCUCGUGUCAUUUUUGCUUCAUGAAGGCCUCGAUCGUUCCACUAUCAAGAAGCAUCUCUUGCUAUUCUCCGCAGCCGCACCGAUACUUGCUAUAACAACGUACUUUGGUAUAAGUCAAAAUACCAAGGAGUCGAUGGCUUCAAUGAACGCUACCGGCAUUGCUAUGCUAUUCAGUGCAGGGACAUUCCUUUACGUGGCAACGGUGCAUGUCCUCCCGGAACUGGCGGCUUCAAAAGGUAACGUGCUCGGCAAUAAGCGACGCCGUUGUGUCUCACCAACAAUUCAAAGACGGCCCUCAUUUCUCGGAAAAUACCUUGGGAGGUUCUACCGAAGUGAAAGCUAUGAUUGGAAGCUACUAUCGGAAAAUUCUGCUUUCCUUUCUGAAAGGCUACCCAAUGUUCAAACAGUUAUGGACCUACACGAAAGACUAGAUCUUAGUGACGAGGGCAAUGGAGGACACUCGCAUCAUCUGGCAGAAUCAUCAGACGCGUCGGGCUUUACACGGAAAGAGCUCGUUCUCUUAGUUCUUGGUGCAAUGAUGCCCAGUUUCCUCUCGUUCGGGCAUCACCAUUAAGUUCUGAUUAUAUAAUAUUAUAUAUAUGAAAAGAAGAAUUGUAUGAUUUGUCGCUGUUUACACAGUUAGCUCUUUACUGGAGUUUCAAGAGAAAACAGGUGAUGUUGAAUGAAGAACUCUAGGAUUACGUGACCAUGUACAUAAUAGUGUAUCACUGCUUACUAUAAACUGCAACGAUGUGUGGUAGCGCAUGAGCGAAAAAAAUCCCUCACGUUCCUAACAGUACGUUUAGGGUUUUUUUUUUGUAUUUACCAAUGUGAUUAAGAAUGAUGAGUGUCAUGUAAAUACUGAAAUAAAUGUGUUGCGUGUUGAACAUUAAUCAAGUUUAGUCUUAUUUCACACCAUAUCCAUGUAAAACGAUGCCCAUGCACUGCUAAGAAGUUAUUGUCUGUUACAAACAUUAAAAAA